AUGUGUGCUUCUCUGGAUCCAAUUGAUUGGCCAGCAACACGUGCUGAAGCUCACAAGAUGCUGGAUGUCGCAUUAAAUUUUCUGGAAAAUGCUCGUGAUCGUCCCGCUUGGACUCCUUUGCCAACUGAUGUACGUCGUCGACUUUUGUGUGAAGCUCUGCCAGAACAUGGAAAGCCUAUUGCAGAGGUAUGCCAAGAUAUGCUUGAUGAUGUUUUACCUUAUUCUGGUGGAAACACACAUCCUCGCUUCUGGGGUUGGGUGCAUGGAUCGGGUACGGUGGGAGGUGUUAUUGCCGAAAUGAUGACGGCGACAAUGAACUCAAAUGUGGGUUUGUGCAGUCAUAGCGGAGUACUUAUCGAACGACAGGUGAUUGAAUGGAUGCGACAAUUAUUCGAAUUUCCAGCAGAGACUGGUGGCGGUGUUAUUGUCAGUGGAACAUCGAUGGCAGCAGUCAUUUGCUUAGCUGUAGCUCGCUACCAUGCCCUGAACAAAGUAAGACAAGAGGGCUUAUUAUCGUUGGGUGUUCGAUUGACAGCUUACUCUUCAACACAAACACAUGUAUGUGUAGCCAAGGCUCUCGAACUUUUGGGCUUGGGAAUCCAGGCACUGAGACUAGUGCCUGUCGAUGAAGAAUAUCGAAUGGAUAUUCAAGCACUCAAAAAUAUGAUUCACGAGGAUCGUCAGCAAGGUUUCACACCGUUCUGUGUUGUUGGAAAUGCAGGCACCGUAAGCACUGGCGCUUUCGACGAUUUAGCUGCUCUAGCAACUGUAGCAAAAGAAAACAACAUCUGGUUUCAUGUUGAUGGAGCCUUUGGUAAAAUUCCAGAAUUUUCAAAAACUACAACACCUGUCACCACCAGUCUAGUGGCUUGA
This is a messenger RNA of Rotaria sordida, 873 nucleotides long. The record is from the annotation of a GenBank genome assembly. NCBI's taxonomy places the organism in Eukaryota, Metazoa, Rotifera, Eurotatoria, Philodinida, Philodinidae.